Messenger RNA from Coccidioides posadasii C735 delta SOWgp, 2338 nucleotides. Its product is annotated as suppressor of loss of ypt1, variant 2. Gene Ontology annotation, biological process: phosphoenolpyruvate transmembrane import into Golgi lumen. Lineage: Eukaryota; Fungi; Ascomycota; Eurotiomycetes; Onygenales; Onygenaceae. Gene Ontology annotation, cellular component: Golgi apparatus; endoplasmic reticulum. Gene Ontology annotation, molecular function: antiporter activity; phosphoenolpyruvate transmembrane transporter activity. The record is from RefSeq and is a predicted model, not a curated record.
GUGGGGAGGAGGCUCGGAAAUCGAAUCAUAGAACUUGGAUCGGUGCUGCGUAAGCCGGAGGAACAAGCAGCACGGAUUUUGAUGAGCGAUCAUCGUUUGCGGGCGAUCAAUUUUGCUGGGCCGUCACACAGAUCGGAUCCAAGUCUCCUCUUCCUAACAAGGGUUGUGUAGUGAGUCGCCUGGAGUGUGCGACCGUCCUCUUAAGAGAACGUCGAUUCAGCCCGCCUGGCCGUUUGAUUCCAUCGCAGCGUGCUGUUCGCGAACGAGGCGUGGUCCAGAGUUCAUGGUGGGCUGCGGGCUUCAAGGUUGCGAGGUGGAAACGUGGGUAGGCCAGCCCAAUCAGCGCCGGUCGUCGUCCAGGUGCCAAGUGCGAUUAAUCUUCGGUGGUGUCUCUCCUUUCGAUCAUCAAAAAAGACAAGCAUGGUGAUGAGACACACCCCGAAGGAUUUCGCAACAUGCCCUCCUUGGCUCCUUGACUGCACGGCCUGUCUGCUAAGAUUGGAGCCUUUUUUUCGCCCUUUUCUCCUGCUGAGUGACCGAUAAUGAGUGUUACCACAGUCCUACAUCCUGUGCAGCAUCCGUCAAUUGGGUCCCUGAAGCAACAGCCCCAAAUGAACCUCCCCAGCUCAGAUGGCACCUUGGACAAGUUCCCGGCUCUUGAUGACGAAUCCCACAGAACGCCCGCCGACGCCGACGUCCCUCUUCCAGCGAGUAAUUUUAGAUAUUCUCCGGAACCUUUUUGGCUGCCACGAAAAAAUGGGACUCUAUCCCAUGGCUUUCCAAGCUCGCGAAAACAGCGACCCCGGAAGAGCAUCAGUGAGGCUAUCGGGUCGUUCAAGAAGAGGAGUGCAAGCGUUAGCGUGAAUGCACAGGAACUGGCAGAGGCCCUGAAGGCGCCUGUCUCCUACAGACUCAUUGGACUCUGCAUCGUGUGGUACAUGACAUCCGCGCUCACGAACACUUCGUCGAAAGAAAUCCUCAACGCCCUCCCAAAACCUAUCACCCUCACUAUUGUCCAGUUCGGCUUCGUUUCGACAUGUUGUCUUCUUCUCUCAUACCUGGCGUCGGUCUUUCCGACGUUAAGAUCCACCGUCCCGGCGCUGAAGAAUGGAAUCCGAUAUCCAACCCUCGAGGUCAUCUCUACCGCUCUUCCCCUAGCUCUUUUUCAGCUUGCAGGCCAUAUCCUAAGCUCCAUGGCGACCUCCCAGAUCCCAGUUUCCCUUGUACACACAAUUAAAGGCCUCUCUCCGCUAUUCACCGUUCUCGCCUAUCGCGUCUUGUUCCGAAUUCGCUAUGCACGCGCUACCUAUCUCUCGCUCGUCCCACUCACGAUGGGCGUGAUGCUUGCCUGCUCUGCCGGCUUCUCGACCAACUUCUUCGGCAUUCUCUGUGCGUUUUGCGCCGCGCUCGUGUUUGUUUCUCAGAAUAUAUUCUCCAAGAAGCUUUUCAACGAAUCCUCUCGCAUUGAGGCGGAAGGCCAGGCGCUCACCGGCCGGAAGCUGGAUAAGCUCAAUCUCCUGUGCUAUUGCUCCGGUUUAGCGUUUUUCCUGACGGCUCCUAUUUGGUUCUUCUCCGAGGGUUACCCUCUUCUCAUGGACCUUCUUCAGGACGGCGCGAUUGACCUUACGGAAAAGAAGGGUAGCCUGGACCAUGGACCGCUAAUUCUAGAAUUUAUUUUCAACGGGAUGUCACAUUUCGCUCAAAAUAUCCUUGCCUUUGUGCUUUUAUCGAUGAUCUCGCCGGUAUCCUAUUCCGUCGCGUCGUUGAUCAAGCGAGUCUUUGUCGUCGUGGUUGCGAUUGUCUGGUUCGGAAAUGCCACUACGCCCAUCCAGGCAUUUGGAAUUGGGCUUACGUUUGUCGGCUUAUACUUGUAUGACCGCAACAGCCACGAAGAUGCCGCAGAUCGACGCGCGAAUGCGGACCAUUUUCACACCAAGAAAACUAUACUUCCACUGAGCGUGAGAAACACCAACAACAACAAGGGCUGGAGUUCUAAUGGCUAUGCGUUUCCUCCCAUCAAGGAAGGCUCCCCAGAAAACACACAGGGGUAUAUCUCAGCUUCAACUGGCAAUUUCAAAAAGGACGAUAGCGGACCCAACGGACGCCCACGAAAGAGCAGCGCUGUUCGGCCGUGGAUGCCACCGGGUACAAAACAAGAAUCCACAUGGUAGCCUGGUGAUUCCGCCAAAACACACCCGCAGUAUGUUUCGUGAUGUUCAUCAAUUACGUUGUAUGUGUAUACAAAGGUCGGCGUUCAAAGGACGGCAAGGGAAGGUUUCGGGCCAUCACGAUGAAAGGCGUUGACGAUGGUGGCAUGAAUCCGGAUUUGAUUAAUACG